Molecule: messenger RNA, 2262 nt
Organism: Spodoptera litura
Lineage: Eukaryota; Metazoa; Arthropoda; Insecta; Lepidoptera; Noctuidae
Gene: CCT2
Product: chaperonin containing TCP1 subunit 2
Biological process (GO): protein folding
Cellular component (GO): chaperonin-containing T-complex; cytosol
Molecular function (GO): ATP hydrolysis activity; ATP binding; ATP-dependent protein folding chaperone
Source: RefSeq, a predicted model, not a curated record
AUUCUACUUAUCAAAAUGAUGUCCAAUUACCAACUUGUACAACACUUACUCGAUGAAGAGGAAGAUGAUGACAUUUGUGAGGUGUCACUCAACCCUAUUAGAAUUCUGAAAAAUGAGGCGGAAGAAGAAAAAGCCGAAGUGGCUCGUAUGUCCAGCUUCAUCGGUGCCAUUGCUAUUGGUGAUUUGGUGAAAAGUACCCUUGGUCCUAAGGGUAUGGACAAAAUAUUGGUAUCCUGUGGCAGAAAUAGUGGCCAGGUUGAGGUUACGAAUGACGGUGCUACUAUUUUGAAGUCCAUUGGUGUUGAUAACCCAGCAGCCAAGAUUUUGGUUGAUAUGUCAAAAGUGCAGGAUGAUGAAGUUGGAGAUGGCACCACAUCUGUUACAGUUUUGGCUGCUGAACUUCUCCGUGAAGCUGAGAAGCUCAUUGAACAGAAGCUUCACCCCCAGACUGUGAUCGCUGGAUGGCGUAUUGCUGUAGAUGCUGCUAAACAAGCUCUUGCCGACUCUAGCUUUGACCACGAAAAGAAUUUCAAUGAAGCUGCUCUCCGGGCUGACCUUGAGAACAUUGCUCGCACCACAUUAAGUUCUAAAAUCCUGUCAAAUCACAAAGAACACUUCACAAAGUUGGCUGUAGAUGCAGUGCUCCGUCUUAAGGGCUCUGGCAACUUGAAAGCUAUCCAGAUUAUCAAGAUCUCGGGUGGUCUCCUGGAGGAAUCUUUCCUUGAUGAAGGUUUCCUAUUGAACAAAAAGGUGGGUGUACAUCAACCUAAGCGCAUUGAGAAUGCCAACAUCCUCAUAGCCAACACUCCAAUGGACACAGACAAGAUCAAAGUGUUUGGUUCCACUAUCAAAGUAGACUCUAUGGCCAAGAUAGCAGAACUUGAAGUAGCUGAGAAGGAAAAGAUGAAGGACAAAGUUAACAAGAUCUUGGCUCACAAGUGCAAUGUGUUCAUCAACAGACAACUUAUCUACAACUACCCUGAGCAGUUGUUCGCUGAUGCCGGCGUGAUGGCUAUCGAGCAUGCCGAUUUCGACGGUAUUGAGCGACUCGCGCUCGUCACUGGAGGAGAAAUCGUGUCCACUUUCGACUCACCCGACAAAGUCAAACUGGGACACUGCAAGGUUAUUGAACAGGUAUUGAUUGGUGAUGAGUGUCUGAUCCGUUUCUCUGGAGUAGAGCUGGGUUCUGCUUGCACUAUUGUGAUCCGUGGUGCCACACAGCAAGUCAUUGAUGAGGCUGAACGAUCUCUGCACGACGCGCUUUGCGUACUUGCCGCCACUGUCAAGGAACCUAAAGUGGUUUAUGGUGGAGGUGCUAGCGAGAUGUUGAUGGCGGAAGCCGUGUCUCGUAUGGCAGCCCGCACUGCUGGUAAGGAGUCUGCAGCGGCCGAGGCAUUCGCCGUGGCCCUGCGCCGCCUGCCUUCUGCUGUCGCCGACAACGCUGGUUACGACUCCGCUGAUCUCAUCUCACGGCUCCGCGCUCACCACGCUCAGGGAGAAACCACCAUGGGUCUUGACAUGCAAAACGGCCGCGUAGGAGACAUGAAGAAACUGGGUAUCACAGAGUCUUACGUAGUGAAGCGUCAGGUGCUGCUGUCUGCUUCCGAAGCAGCUGAGAUGAUCCUCCGUGUCGACAACAUCUUGAAGUCGGCGCCGCGUCGCCGUGGCCCAGACCGUCGUCCAUGCUAAAUCAUUCUGUAUAUUCGAGCACUAGUAAUUGUAAAUGGAAGUGGGUGACCAAACAUACCAGGAAUACUGACUAGUAUAAUUAAAUGUGCUUAUAUUGCAUUUAUUUGACUACAGACUGGAAUAAAUAUCACAAUAUGGUGCACGUAAAUUUUACUUGUAACCACUUCUGUUUAUUUUUAUCGUAUUAAUUGCACUUGUGCAGUGUGAGAAUGCUUGUCUGUACCAACUUAUCAAAUAACUAAGUUUAGCUUUACCAGUUUAGCCUUAAGUCAGGGAAGAUUGAAUUUCUUUUAGAAACAAUCUCUAAGAUGACUCACAAAGUUAUAUUUAAUGAUGAAACAUACUGUAUUAAUAUUGUAUGUGUGUAACAAAUAAGUAUUUUGAGUUUGAAAAGUGACUUCUAUUAUUGAUAUGGCCCCAUUUGGUUUGAAUCUUGUAAUGUCCCUACAUCUAGCUAGUCUAGAUGUACUCAGCUGCGCUAGUUACUUCUAAUAGUAAUCUUUAGUUCAUGUGGCCUUAAUGCCUUGAUAAUGAUGUAUUAACUAUUAAUUUAAUAAAAUUUUAACAACACAA